This is a messenger RNA of Arabidopsis arenosa, 878 nucleotides long. Lineage: Eukaryota; Viridiplantae; Streptophyta; Magnoliopsida; Brassicales; Brassicaceae. The record is from the annotation of a GenBank genome assembly.
CGAUUUUCAAAUCUGAUUUAAUAUCUUUGUUGUGAUCGGAUAUAUUAUUUAGGUUAGACGGAGAAGAAGAGACAAAUAUGGCGGUUAGUAUGAAACAAAUGUCGUUGGUCGUCUCUGCUUUGGGCGUCUUGUCCUUUGUUUUGGGAGUUAUCGCGGAGAACAAGAAGCCUGCGUCUGGGACUCCAAUUAGCGGAAAAGGAGUAGUUAUCUGCAAAUAUCCAUCUGAUCCAACUGUUGUCUUGGGAUACCUUUCUGCUGCUUUUCUCCUUGCCUGCACUGUAGCAGGAUACAAAUCCUUGUUCAUCUCUUACAAGGGAAAAUCCGUUCCUAACUCUGUCUUGUUCAAAAGCACCAGCUUCUCUGUGUUCUUCAACAUUGCCUUGAUAACAUCUGGACUGGCCUUGUCUCUGUUGCUCUGGCCAACCAUUACAGAGCAACUUCACCUGACCCGUAAUGUUCACCGAAACUUAGAGAGCAGUUGCCCCACGGCUAAGACCGGUCUGCUUGGUGGAGGUGCCUUUGUGUCUUUGGACUCAUGCCUUUUCUGGUUGGUUGCUCUGAUGCUCGCUGAUAACGCCCGUGAAGACCAUUUCGAUGAAGUUGAAAACAGAAACAUGGAUAGCAACUCUGCCUCGAGGGAUGUUAAUCUCAAGAUUGAUGCUUGAUGCUUUAUUGGUAUUGGGUAUAAGAAGGGUUUUUAGUUUGUUUUCUACUUGUUUGAUUAGGAAAAUAAUCAUUUGUUUCUUCUGCUUUUCUACUUCUUCGUUUUAAAAAAUUUGCUAAAAUGUUAUGAAACCCAUCUCUGCACCUUGAUGCAUUGUGAUUCAUAAGUUGUAUAUGUGUCUACUCAGAUUCUUGAUUAAAUAAUCUUUUGGUUA